Letharia columbiana is the source of this 1875-nucleotide messenger RNA. RefSeq lists its product as uncharacterized. The record is from RefSeq and is a predicted model, not a curated record. Lineage: Eukaryota; Fungi; Ascomycota; Lecanoromycetes; Lecanorales; Parmeliaceae. Bases 1 to 1875 code for a protein of 624 amino acids. The transcript is spliced from 4 exons.
AUGAGCGGUAUCAUGGCUACAGCCAUCUUGCCAGUAAAAAAUGAGACGGAAGCUUCAAUGAACAGGAUUACAAAAGAUGGCAGGGAGCUUACAUAUGAAAUCAAAGUCAUUCAACAGCCGGAAAGGGCCAGAGCAUGUGGAUCUGGGGCAAAAUCCUCUGCGGAUCGUCGCCCUGUGGAUCCGCCGCCCGUUGUAGAGCUCAAGAUCUUCGAGGGCGAGCGCGACAACAGAACCGACGUUACCUUCUCACACAAUGCCAACUUCUUCCUGUUCACGACAUUGGAGAAUGCUCGGCCGAUUGCCAAGGGCAGGUUGCCGGUAGCACCGCCAACCUUCCCUGUCCUGACAGGAUCCCCUGUGGCUGGUAUGGCAUAUCUUGAUCGCCCGAAUCCAGCAGGAUACUUCAUCUUCCCAGAUCUGUCUGUGCGCCAUGAAGGGUUGUACCGAUUGAGCUUCAGUCUGUUUGAGGAGCUCAAGGAAGACAAGGACGCAGAUGUUGAACCACCGGGGGGUAGUCCAAAAUCAAAAGACAAACUCCUGAGUAGCAAUCCCAUGGCGCCACGUGCGCAUGUACACUUCCGCCUGGAGGUCAAGUCAAUACCCUUCGCGGUAUACAGCGCAAAGAAGUUCCCUGGGCUGUCAGAGAGCACGCCGCUUAGCCGUACCGUUGCUGAGCAGGGCUGCCGAGUCCGCAUCCGCCGCGAUGUGCGCAUGAGACGCCGAGACAAAACCAACGACGGCUACCAGGAGUAUGAAGACGACACCUCAUAUACACAAUCCGAGCAUUACCAGACAUCACAUCAAGCGCCAGAUCGACCGCGCUCGAUUAGCAAUGGAAGCAUGGAUCCGCAGACACCUUACAGUACUGGUCGUCGGCCAUCGGUGCAAGACCAGGUAGGAGGAGGAUACUUUCCACCAUCGCCUUACACCCAUUCCAAUUAUCAGCAACCGCCUCCACCUCCAGCUCCAGCUCAAGCUCAGUCUGCCACUUCCUACACCUCCCACUUGAACUUUGGUGGAUCCACGACUCCUCAAUACGCAACUCCAGCUUUCCCACUGACACAACAACCGCCCGCGCCGCAGCCUUAUAUUCAGCAUAGUCCCAACUAUCAGUAUCCGACCAGCUAUCACGCUCGCCAAAUGUCAGCUCCCCAGAAUUACAACUAUCAUCCACCACCACCACCUCAGCAGCUCCCAUCGUAUGCCCAGUCUCCUGUCUAUUCUGACAGUACAGACUACCGUCCGGCAACAGAUAACAGGAGAGCGUCCGCAGGGAUGCCCCUCAACCAUCAGUCAUUGCCUCCGAACACAAUGAAUACAUAUGUCAAUAAUCAUCCUGCGUUACAGCAAGCGUACUGCGCUCAGCAACAGCAGCCUGCGUCUAGAACUACCACUCCCAUCAAUACCAUGAAUGGGUAUGGACAACCGCCGACAUCACUACCUCCCCUCAAGAUGGACCAUACCUAUCAACAGGGAGCAGUAGAGCCAAAGUACGAGCCCCAGUCACCACUUAACAGUAUUCAAAGACAAGUCAUGCCUUCUUCCGCUUCGUCUACGUAUUCCUCUUACGCCAUAGACCAACCACCAAGCGCCGAUCCGAUGUCAGCACGCUCGGGAAAACGAGGCUACGGCAAAGUGUUUAGCGAAACCCAUAUGGAUCAGCCACUGCACUCUGGCAUGCGCCCUAGUAGUACUGACCAAGGUCGAGACCGCGAGCAAAUUGAGACAGACACUGGCGAACUAGAGGAUAUAUACAGUGAAAUAGCCAUGAUGAGGUCUCGAAAUCUUCUGGUCUACAAACGCGCGGAUGGUUCGCAUCAAACGAAGAAGUGCCCAAGCCCAAUCGAUCCAUCUGGGCGUCGUCAUUAUCGCUAA